UGGCCGGCCGAUUUCCCCAAAUGGCGUCUCAUCCUCCCAAAGGGCAUUAGAGGAGAGUAGGAAGGAAAACUACCUUCUCCAGAAAAAAAUGCAACAAAUUGAAGAAGAAAAACUUCAACUGGAGGACAAGUGUAGACGAAUGGAAGCCCAAAAUAAAGAGCUGGAAGAAAGACAACAGCGCCAGCCGGACAUAAACAUUAUUAAUGAGGGCUGGGGAAUCAAGUUUGCUCAGGCCCGAGAGCAGAUUGUGCACCUCAAUAAAGAAAACAGGCAAAAGCGCGCAGAACUAAAAGAAAUGACCAACCAGCUCCAAGACAAGAAAACGAUGACUGAUAAGAUACAACGGGAUCUCCAAUACAUGGACCGAAAAAAUUGGCUCCUCCAAAGACAGCUCCAUGAAGCUGUGGAAGAAAAGAAUAAAUUCCUCCAACAGAAGGAAGAGCAGGACAAAAAGCAACAAGACAUGCAGCACAAACUGAAGAGCAUGCAGGAAAAAUACCGCAUGCUGAAAGAAAGCCUGGAUGAAACACUGCGCCAAAAUAAAGACCUUCUUCAACAGAAAGAGCAACAGCAGGAAAGACUGAAAGAAGGAAAACGCAUCGUCCAGGACUUUCAGUCUAAAAAUCUAAAACUGCAAGAGUUUUGUAAUCAGCUGGAGGACAAAGCAACUAAAGUGGAAGAAGAAAGGGACAAACUGGAGAAACGGUGCUCACAGAUGCAGAAAAGGAUCGAUCAGAUAGCGAGAAACAACUCCGAGCUCGUUAAGGGGCGUUUGGUGGAAUUCAAUAACUUGAAGAGUGAACACACUCAAAUGCAGUCACAAAAACAACAAGAAGACAAAAUACAUGAAGACAAAAAUCAAGAAAUCAAGAAAAGAAAGAAGCAGUUAAAAGACAAGCACAAAGAGGUCCAACAGAGAAAUGCAGACAUGCACAAGGACAAGCUGAUACAGGAGGAAACAUCCAAACAACUCAAAGACAAGCUUGAAGAACAACAAGCAGCAUUGGAAGAGGUGGAACAAAGAUGUGAGAAACUUGAAGAAAAAAAACGCAGAAACCAUCGACGAGCUGAGAAAUCUCAUCGUGGAGAAAAAAGCGCUCGUGGAAAACAUACAAAACGUUCACCACAGAAACAUUUGGAAAGCUCUUCAAAGUCAUCGUAUAGAAACUCCAACAUGUUUCCAAGAAAAAAACAACCAAUUCAAAAAGAUUACGCCGCCUCUCCUUCCUGGAGUGGCCGGCCGAUUUCCCCAAAUGGCGUCUCAUCCUCCCAAAGGGCAUUAGAGGAGAGUAGGAAGGAAAACUACCUUCUCCAGAAAAAAAUGCAACAAAUUGAAGAAGAAAAACAUCAACUGGAGGACAAGUGUAGACGAAUGGAAGCCCAAAAUAAAGAGCUGGAAGAAAGACAACAGCGCCAGCCGGACAUAAACAUUAUUAAUGAGGGCUGGGGAAUCAAGUUUGCUCAGGCCCGAGAGCAGAUUGUGCACCUCAAUAAAGAAAACAGGCAAAAGCGCGCAGAACUAAAAGAAAUGACCAACCAGCUCCAAGACAAGAAAACGAUGACUGAUAAGAUACAACGGGAUCUCCAACACAUGGACCGAAAAAAUCAGCUCCUCCAAAGACAGCUCCAUGAAGCUGUGGAAGAAAAGAAUAAAUUCCUCCAACAGAAGGAAGAGCAGGACAAAAAGCAACAAGACAUGCAGCACAAACUGAAGAGCAUGCAGGAAAAAUACCGCAUGCUGAAAGAAAGCCUGGAUGAAACACUGCGCCAAAAUAAAGACCUUCUUCAACAGAAAGAGCAACAGCAGGAAAGACUGAAAGAACGAAAACGCAUCGUCCAGGACUUUCAGUCUAAAAAUCUAAAACUGCAAGAGUUUUGUAAUCAGCUGGUGGACAAAGCAACUAAAGUGGAAGAAGAAAGGGACAAACUGGAGAAACGGUGCUCACAGAUGCAGAAAAGGAUCGAUCAGAUAGCGAGAAACAACUCCGAGCUCGUUAAGGGGCGUUUGGUGGAAUUCAAUAACUUGAAGAGUGAACACACUCAAAUGCAGUCACAAAAACAACAAGAAGACAAAAUACAUGAAGACAAAAAUCAAGAAAUCAAGAAAAGAAAGAAG
Messenger RNA from Maylandia zebra (zebra mbuna), 2116 nucleotides. Lineage: Eukaryota; Metazoa; Chordata; Actinopteri; Cichliformes; Cichlidae. The record is from RefSeq and is a predicted model, not a curated record.